CAAUUUUCUUGCAUUUUCUUUGCAACUAAAAGAAAGGGUUUUUUUAAUUGUUUCGAUUUUUCUGUAGGAAGUGAAAAUAUUGCAUUUUAGUGGUGAAUUUAUAGUGAUUAUUAAUUUUAUUUUCUGUUCAAAGUAAAGAUUUUUACUUGUUUGAAUUUAGUGGAGGAAAUUUGAAGAUUCAAAUGCCGGAGGAGGACUUGCUAGAACUUAAAUUCCGAUUGUAUGAUGGAUCGGAUAUCGGUCCAUUCCGAUAUUCGCCUGCUUCAACCGUUGCUAUGCUCAAGGAAAGAAUCGUUGCUGAGUGGCCCAAAGACAAAAAGAUUGCACCUAAGGGAGCCAAUGACAUCAAGCUGAUAAAUGCCGGGAAUAUUUUAGAGAACAACAAGACUGUUGGCCAGUGUAAAGCACCUUUCGAUGAUCUCCCUAAAGCAGUCAUCACAAUGCAUGUUGUUGUGCAGCCCUCUGUAACAAAAGCUAAAACAGGAGAAAAGAAGGUGGAUGAGAUGCCGCGGAAAAACUUCUGUUCGUGUUCCAUAUUGUAAAAAGGAAAUCAUUCUUGAUUCAAGAAUCACGCUGCUGAAAUGGCCUCAAGGGUUCCUGAGCUGUGUCUGGCCCGUUGGAAUCGCAAAGUAAUAAGUACAAUAGUGACAUCCUUCGUUCUUACGUGGUAUGUUUGAGGGCAUUUUCAAAUUCAGUGGUUAUG
Hibiscus syriacus is the source of this 703-nucleotide messenger RNA. RefSeq names its product membrane-anchored ubiquitin-fold protein 4-like. Gene Ontology annotation, molecular function: protein binding. The transcript has 3 exons. Lineage: Eukaryota; Viridiplantae; Streptophyta; Magnoliopsida; Malvales; Malvaceae. The record is from RefSeq and is a predicted model, not a curated record. The coding region runs from base 183 to 542 and encodes 119 amino acids.